Messenger RNA from Clavispora lusitaniae ATCC 42720, 1404 nucleotides. RefSeq lists its product as uncharacterized. The record is from RefSeq and is a predicted model, not a curated record. Lineage: Eukaryota; Fungi; Ascomycota; Pichiomycetes; Serinales; Metschnikowiaceae.
AUGAGUUCCAAAGAUACGGAUGACGUUUUAGAUUUCAUCAACUCCCUUCCAGACUCCAAGCGUAGCACACCCAAACCGGUUCCGCAAUCGGAAACAGGAGACGACCUCUUGGAUUUUUUGGAUGAGCUUAGUGCUCACGAAAAAGCCGCAAAGCCAGUGGGAUCAUCUCGGGGUAAGUUCGAGCCGAAGAAGAGGGAGGAAGAGAAGCCAAAAACAGAAGAAGCAGCUGUGCCAGCUAAAGAAACUGCAUUGAAAGAAACAGCCAAUCCUCUGGCUGAAGCUGAAGAUACCUCAAACACUCAGAAUACUCAGAACGCCCAGAUUCCUGCUGAAAAACCAUCACCAGAUGAAGCAACCAAGGAAAUUCCUGCUGAAAAGUCACUGUCUGCUGCAACAGAUGAAGCUGCAGACCCAAUUGCAUCCAUUCUGUCGUGGUGGAAUAACGAAGGCUCAUCUAAAGUAUCAUCGUUUUGGGGAUCCUUAACUUCCAAUGCACACCAAUUGGGAGAAACUACGUUCCAAAUUGCGUCUACAACUUCUCAACAGUUGAACCACCAGCGCCACAAGUUUAUUUCUGAGCAUGCGGGUGCGUCAGACACAGAACAGAACAUUUUGCAUAUAUCAGACCGGUUGAACUCCAUCUUGACCACUAUGUCGCAACAGAUCAAGGACGGCUUAAUCGACAAAGAGGAUGAGCUCUUGAACAUAUUGUUAGUGCAUGACUUGUCCAACGUGAAUUACUUGGACAGCGUAUGCUCGCAAAAAUUCAAUAAAGUAAUGAGCCAGGUCGAAGGAGGCAUCAAAGUAACUGUGAACAACUUCAACCAUAAGCACGAGCAAGAGGAUGGUCUGCUGCGCUUUUACGAAUUGGACAUGUUUCAUGGAAAGGCUAUUGAUGGCGAGAAAUUGUGUUUCGCCAACUUGGAAAGUGCCAUCAAAGAUUAUUUGAAAAUCACUGGCGCAGAGACAGAAGCUGAUGUGUCCUUGACCUCUGAAAAGAAGCUGGAAGAAGACAACGAAGACGCGAAUGAUAAAAUCAAUAAGUCAAACAUCUUUAUUGCUAUCCAGCCGAUCACAACUUCUACUAGUGACAAUGAAGGAAGAGCAGAAAAUGACGGUAUUGCCUUGAUUGAGGCCAAUAAUGCAGAUUCCUUCUCUUUUACGAUGAUUUUGAAAGAUAUAACCAAUAACAUCACUAUAAUCAGCAAGACCCAGCCAUUCCCAUUGAAGUGGGUUCGCUGGGUUUCUGGAGACAGGAACGAUAUUGAAGCCGUUUUCGGCAGCGCUACUGAUGAAGACGCGAUUGAUCCUGGGGAGUGGGUUAAGGAGUGGUUGCGUGACGGCUUAUCCUUGUGUUUUGCCGUGGUGGCCCAAGAAUAUGUCACUAAGAGAAUGGGUAUUUAA